Molecule: messenger RNA, 1074 nt
Organism: Lachancea dasiensis
Lineage: Eukaryota; Fungi; Ascomycota; Saccharomycetes; Saccharomycetales; Saccharomycetaceae
Source: the annotation of a GenBank genome assembly
AUGGCUCAGAACGAGGGAAAGCUCAUUGUAGCGACCAGGUUCUCGUGCAUUUACCAAAGCGGAUCAACAGUCACGAAAGUAACACCUAUUGGAUCGGUAGUGAGGCCUCAUGAUCCUCUCAGUGAGCUAGAAUUGCUUCGCAGACUUCAGAUUUCCAAGAAUCUGCACAUCAUCGAACUGCUUUCUUUCGACACUCAGCAAGGUACUGUUCGUUUGCAAUUCCCUUACUACAGACAGAAUAUGCACGAGUAUCUGAUGACUUAUUAUCGACGGCCUCGCUGGAACCCGUAUUUAUUGAAUGGGGAACAGUCGCAAUCUUCAAAACGUGUCAACGGAUUACCGUUAACGCACGCAAUUUCAUUCUUCCAACAGUUGGCAGAUGCGUUGACCAGCAUUCACGCUUUGGGCAUUAUACACCGAGAUCUGAAACUACACAACGUACUGGUCGACGAAGCUGACGCUCAAAACGCUACACCAAGACUUAUUUUGAUCGACUUCGGGAUUGCCUAUCACGAAGAGACCUCCUCCGAGGCCCCAGACCACAAAGUAACGGAUGUGUCAACGUCCAUCUACAAGGCGCCGGAACUACUAUUCAGCGUGAAAAAUUACUCCAGUGCUAUUGACAUUUGGGCCUUACUGGUGCUUAUCUCACAGGUGUUCAACAUGGAUAGCUUGAGCGACACGCAUAUUCCAGCAUUUGUUGAUGAUGGGUCCGGGGAACUGGAGCAAGGCAGCGAUAUACGAUUAAUUUCCUCGAUCUUCGAAAAUCUGGGCAUCCCAACGCUCGACGAAUGGCCCGAAGUCCGCGACCAUGGGUCGCCUGCUUUUGAAGGUAUGUUUGGCCGUGAAGGGAACAAUAGAUACUUUGUCAGCCAGCCAAUUCAGGUUCAACACAAAAUGUGUCUUCGUCUUUUUCCUCGGCUAGUGGAGAUAUCAGAACCAGCUAAAACUACUCUCAUAAGAUGUCUGCUUCGAAUGAUGCCUUUCGAAUCAACUCACAGAAUUUCUGCUAUUGAGAUCUCGGAACUGUUGAAAUCAUUGCAUGACAAGCAGGUAGAGAGAACGGCCCACUAG